This is a messenger RNA of Papaver somniferum (opium poppy), 1101 nucleotides long. Its product is annotated as zinc finger MYM-type protein 1-like. The record is from RefSeq and is a predicted model, not a curated record. Lineage: Eukaryota; Viridiplantae; Streptophyta; Magnoliopsida; Ranunculales; Papaveraceae. The coding region runs from base 1 to 1101 and encodes 366 amino acids. The transcript is spliced from 3 exons.
AUGGUUACGAGUUUAAGAAAAGAAAAGUCUGGUCAUGAGAAAGUUUUAAAAAAGAGAAAAGAGCUAGCCUUAAAGGAAUCACAAAUAGGAGCUUUAAAUAGAUUUCUUGUUAAGAUUGAACCUAUAAUAGUUCCACAUUCAAUUGAAAAUGAAAAUGUUGUUACCAGUUUGGACCAUAAUGAAAUAGGAAAUGAUCCCAACCUCAUCGAUAAUGACCGUGAAGAAGUGGCUAACAUAGUUGUCAAAAUGAAGAGAUUUAUGAUAGUGAAAAAGGGUCAACUUAGGGAUAAGAAUAUAAGAAAAGGACCCAACAGUAAAGGAUCUAGAUACUUUUCUUCAACCUAUUACACUAGAGCUUUACCUAAUGGUGAAGAACAUGAUAGAAAAUGGCUGGUAUAUUCAAAAGAGAUGGAUAAAGCAUUUUGUUUUUGCUGUAAAUUGUUUAAAAAUGAUUCUCGUACAUGUGCUUUAUCAAAUGAAGGGUUUAAUGAUUGGAUUCAUUUUAGCCGAACUCUUAGUAAGCAUGAGAAUUGUAAAGUACACAAUGUUAACAUGAGACUUUGGCUUGAACUACGUGAAAGGCUAGAGUUAAAUGAUACAAUUGAUAGGAAACUUCAACGUCAGAUUAGUGAAGAUAAGGAACAUUGGAAGCAAGUAUUGAAGAGAUUUAUUUCUGUUGUGAAAUAUCUUAGCAUACAUAACUUGGCUUUUCGAGGAACAAAUGAGAAAGUUUAUGAAAAUAGUAAUAGAAAUUUUUUAGGUUUGAUUGAAAUGAUUGCUGAGUGGGAUCCGGUAAUGAAAGAACAUAUGAGAAGAAUUAAAAAUAAUGAAAUUCAGUACACUUAUCUUAGUUCUAAGAUUCAAACUGAGUUGAUUGAUUUGUUAGCUUCUAAAAUCAAAAGUGUCAUCAUUCAGAAAAUUAAGGCUGCCAAAGAAAGUCCAAUAAAAAUUCAAGAAUACUUCAUGGGAUUCUUAAAAGUAGUUGACACAACUGCACAAGGACUAUUUGAUGUACUGAAAAGUGUUUUGGAAGAUCUUGAUCUUGACAUUAACAACAUUCGUGGGCAAGGAUAUGAUAAUGGGGCAAAUAUGAGUGGAUGA